Recurvomyces mirabilis is the source of this 1068-nucleotide messenger RNA. RefSeq lists its product as uncharacterized. Gene Ontology annotation, cellular component: heterotrimeric G-protein complex. Gene Ontology annotation, molecular function: G-protein beta/gamma-subunit complex binding; guanyl nucleotide binding; G protein-coupled receptor binding. Bases 1 to 1068 code for a protein of 355 amino acids. Gene Ontology annotation, biological process: Rho protein signal transduction; G protein-coupled receptor signaling pathway. Lineage: Eukaryota; Fungi; Ascomycota; Dothideomycetes; Mycosphaerellales; Teratosphaeriaceae. The transcript is spliced from 5 exons. The record is from RefSeq and is a predicted model, not a curated record.
AUGUGUUUCGGCAAUGCACAAAAGGAGGAUCCCGAUGCGAGAAAGAAUCGGGAGAUUGAGAAGCAGUUGAGGGAGGAUCAGAGGAAGCAGGCCAAGGAGGUGAAGUUGCUGUUGCUCGGAGCUGGAGAGUCAGGCAAGUCGACGGUCCUGAAGCAGAUGCGCUUGAUACACACCAAAGGUUUCCAGCUGCCAGAACGAAAACAAUGGAAGGUCACCAUCUUCCAAAAUCUCUUACACGCCUUUCAGGUGGUGUUCGGUGCUAUGGAAGAGCAGGAGGUGGACUUUGCGGAGCCCAGUAAUAUCCGCUUCGCAGAGAUCAUAGCAGCAGACCCGGAAAUCGGACCCGAAGACUCCAUGCCAUUGGACUGCCUCAAUGCUUUCAAAAGCCUCUGGCGAGACCAUGGUGUCCAGCUUGCUAUCAAGAAAGGCAAUGAAUACGCGCUACAUGACAAUCUGAUAUACUACUUCUCCGAUAUCGACAGGCUCUUCGCGAAAGAUUACCUGCCCACUGACCAAGAUAUUCUCCGAGCACGAUUACGAACAACAGGCAUUACAGAAACCAUCUUCGAUACUGGCAACCUCACAUAUCGCAUGUUUGACGUCGGUGGACAGCGAUCAGAGCGUAAGAAGUGGAUACACGUCUUCGAUAACGUCCAGGUGGUACUCUUCUUAGUGGCGAUCAGUGGCUACGAUCAUGUGUUGGUUGAGGAUCGCAAUGGAAACCAAAUGCACGAAGCGCUCAUGCUCUUCGAAAGCAUCGCCAACAGCAAAUACUUCGAGAAAUCCGCCCUCAUCCUCUUCCUCAACAAGAUCGACCUCUUCCGCGAGAAAAUCACCUCCGGCACCGCACCCAUCCGCACCCACUUCCCCGACUUCAACGGCGGCGACCGCGACGUCGAGGCCGGCCAGGACUUCUUCGCGCGCAAGUUCAGGGGCCUGGUGCGCGACCCAACGAAGGAGGCCUAUGUACACUUCACCAACGCGACCGAUACGAACCUGCUGGACAAGACGAUGAAGAGUGUGCAGGAUAUGAUUGUGCAGCGGAAUCUGCACCAAUUGAUGCUGUGA